ACAGGUAUGCCAAAGGAAAAAUAUGAUCCUCCAGAUCCCCGCAGAUGUUACACCAUCAUGCCAGCGGAGGAGGUGGCCAGUGGGAAGAAGUCUUACUGGGCCGAGCUCGAGAUUUCUGGACGGGUGAGGAGCCUCAGCACCUCCUUAUGGACGCUCACUCACCUGACGGCGCUGCACAUCAACGACAACAACCUGAGCCGCAUCCCGCCGGACAUCGCCAAGCUGCCCUACCUGGUCUACCUGAACCUGUCGUCCAAUAAGCUGCGCAGCCUGCCCGCCGAGCUGGGCAACAUGGUGUCUCUCAGGGAAUUGCUUUUAAACAACAAUCUUUUACGAGUUCUGCCUUAUGAACUCGGGAGGCUUUUCCAGUUACAAACCUUGGGGCUAAAAGGAAACCCGCUGUCCCAGGACAUCCUCAAUCUGUACCAGGAGCCGGACGGAACCAGAAAGCUUUUGAACUACAUGCUCGACAAUCUUGCAGUGCACCCAGAGCAGCUCCCCCAAAGACCUUGGAUCACUCUGAAGGAGCGAGACCAAAUGAGUCCCUCAGGUACGUUCAUCGGGGUGGAGCUUCCUGUUGGAGAGGAGCUUCACGGGUCAGACACAUCGGACACCUGGAAAGGUGAAACCGCAGUAAUGGGCUUUGUGCGUUUCUCUCUUCUGCAGCCGGUUCACCCGUCAUGUGCUUACAACGUGCUGUGCGAUAAGUACGCCACGCGGCAGCUGUACGGCUACUGUCCGUCCUGGGCCCUCAACUGGGAGUACCGGAAGAAAGGCAUCAUGGAGGAAAUCACCGGCUGCGACGCCGACAUCAUCAGCUUGCAGGAGGUGGAGACGGAGCAGUACUACGCCAUGUUCCUGGACACGCUGAAGGAGCGCGGCUACGACGGAUACUUCUGUCCAAAGUCUCGCGCCAAGCUGGUUUCUGAACAGGAGCGGAAACACGUGGACGGCUGCGCCGUGUUCUUCAAGACCGAAAGGUUUACUCUGGUCCAGAAACACACUGUGGAGUUCAACCAGGUGGCCUUGGCCAACUCUGAGGGCUCCGAGGUCAUGCUGAACCGGGUGAUGACCAAAGACAACAUCGGGGUGGCCGUUCUGCUCGAGGUCAACAAGGAGAUGUUCUCCGAUGGCGUGAAGCCUCCGCAGGAGAGGCAGCUGAUCCUGGUGGCCAACGCCCACAUGCACUGGGACCCCGAGUACUCGGACGUCAAGCUGGUCCAGACCAUGAUGUUCCUGUCGGAGCUGAAGAGCAUCGCCGAGAGGGCCUCGGGCUCCGUGGCCACCGGCUCGCCCGCCUCCGACCCGUCCUCCAUCCCCAUCGUCCUGUGCGCUGACCUCAACUCGCUGCCCGACUCCGGCGUGGUGGAGUACCUGAGCAACGGCGGCGUGGCCGAGAACCACAAGGACUUCAAGGAGCUGCGCUACAACGACUGUCUCACCAACUUCAGCUGCAACGGCAAGAACGGCAACUCUGACGGCAGCGUGACGCACAGCUUCCAGCUGAAGAGCGCCUACGACAGCAACCUGAUGCUCUACACCAACUACACCUACGACUUCAAGGGCGUCAUCGACUACAUCUUCUUCUCCAGGACCCACAUGAGCGUCCUGGGCCUGAUGGGCCCGCUGGACAGCGACUGGCUGGUGGACAACAACAUCACCGGCUGCCCCCACCCGCACAUCCCCUCCGACCACUUCUCCCUGCUGGCCCAGCUGGAGCUGCACCCCGCCCCGCCCCGCCCCCUCAACCCCCUCAACGGGCUGCACCUGCCGGUCCACCGGUAGUGCAGCCGCCCCGCCCCCCCAGAGCCCUGUACAGUCCACCGAUCAUGUCAGAACUCAAACCCACAAGGAGUGAAGUAUUCGCCCGUUUGUUGCUCCGUUUUUUUUUUUUUGUGUU
Messenger RNA from Cyclopterus lumpus (lumpfish), 1900 nucleotides. It is a transcript of the gene cnot6l, whose product is annotated as CCR4-NOT transcription complex, subunit 6-like. Gene Ontology annotation, cellular component: CCR4-NOT complex; nucleus; cytoplasm. Gene Ontology annotation, biological process: nuclear-transcribed mRNA poly(A) tail shortening. Lineage: Eukaryota; Metazoa; Chordata; Actinopteri; Perciformes; Cyclopteridae. The record is from RefSeq and is a predicted model, not a curated record. Gene Ontology annotation, molecular function: poly(A)-specific ribonuclease activity; protein binding.